CAUGUACGUACUUGAUGUGCACGAUGGAGGAAUUGUCCGGCGGCCCGCACCAGAGGUGACAAAGGAGAUAUUUGCACCCCCCGGUUGUGACGAUGUGGACCGCGGUCGCCUUCAUAUGAGGGGCAGCGUGGUCGAGUGGAGAAUAGCCCAUGGACACGUGCUCGAUCGAACGUUCAAGUUUCCGCAGGAUGUGCUCGACAUUGCGUUCGUCGACUUCAACGGACAAAACGACGACGUGGGGCACAGCGUGUGCGUUCUCGCCAAGCCUGAUCGUAUGACGGUCAUCUCUCCAUCCGGUUCCAUCGUGGACGUGCCACUUCCAUUUCAAGCCACGUCGAUCUGGGCCAUGCAACGCGGGGUGUUGCUUGAGCGAUCCAAGUCCCCUCCGUCGUCGGGAAACACACCCGUGCUGUUCAGUUUGAUGCACCCUCUGGAUGAAAUUAAACCCGUCAUGAUGCAUGUCGAUGCGUCGCAACGUCCCGAAGACUGGGCGUUCGUGACCGAUCCAGUCGAGACACUCGUGUACGUCGACGCCGCUGACCCACCCUUUCUGGCGUUCUACCAUCCCCACCGUCGUACCUACCGCGUCAAGUCCUUGGUACCCAUCGCCGCCAAAGUUAGCUCCAAGUCCACGUCGAUCGUACCUGAGCUUGCCCUCCAUCAGAUUUGGGAGAGUCCGCGCAUCUCGAUGUCGUCGGACAUAAGCCCGUGCAAGCUUUUUGUCGUUUCCGAUGCAAACUCGUUGCGUGUGCUUUGCCUCUUCAAUCCGUCCCGCUGCGAACUGUGCAUGCAGCCUCUAGACCAAGCCAUCAUGGCCAGCACGAAGCAGACCCAUCCACGAGAAGCUUCCUUCGCGCGACUAACUCUCCUUCGUUGUCGAUUGGCGUGUCCUGUUUUGGGCAAGCGCACCGCGUGGACUCCAUCCUGGGCGAAGAACCUCGUGGUCCUCACCCCCGAGAAUGAAUGGAUUUUGUACCAAGGAGACCGCAAAAUCUGCCGGCUCGGCCUGCCGACAGCCAUUCGCUCGUUCGAUGACAUCAUGGAGCUCAGGGAAUGUCCUGUUGCCGAUACGUUGGAGGUCCACACGUCGACCAACGAUCCGUGUCGGGUCAAGAUUCCGCUGGACUUUACCUGUGCGUUGCUCGGUCGCAUCUUCGACUGCAUGGCUGUCCAACUCCCGCAACACUUGGCGCUGAAGUGGCGGGGAGCUGUUCGGUCCGCGCCGCAGACCGACUGGGAUGCAUUCACGUCGCUCCUUCGAGUUAGUGCAAUCCCCUUGGAUGGUGAACCAUCCAAGGCAGCUGCCCCCACAGCAUCCAAGGAACCUGGAGUGUACGAACAGCUGAUUGCAACGUUAACGUUCCGGUGGCUGGCUCACGACCAACCGAAGAUCUUUGGUCAACCACGUCGAGACCUUGACUCUAUCGUGCCAGCGACGACAUGGGACCUGGACCUCGUUCACGAGCUUCGCUGCCAACUGCCAACCAUCUUUUCAACUUUACACGCGCUUUACGAAGACCUGAAGCUUUCGACGAGCUCUCUUUCAUGGCUUGGUCCAUUGGGCACUGUCUUGCAUUCAGUGGCAUUGGCAACAGGACUGGUUGCUUAUGCCCAGCAUUACGUCGCAGACCUUGGCCCAUUGAACAACUCGAAGAACGAAGCCGCCGCCCCGUUCGAAUCUCCCUCCUUCCCACUGUCACCGAGUCCCUCAACCGAACAAUGGACAUCGUUGGCAUCGACAUCGCCACCUUGUAUCUACGGAUGGCUGCAGCAUCGGAUGGCGAUAUUUUACUACAAUCGCGUGAACCGACAUCGGACCCGCCGCCCCCCGGAAUUCUCGACCUCACCUCUCUUUUCACGUACUCAACACGUAGUGGCGCUGUUUUGCAAGCUGUACCCAGCUAUCAACACCGAUGCCGCCAUCGACAAUCGCCAGCCCAGCCCCUGGCUACAUUACGUUCGCGCCCAAGGUGUCGUCCACCAUCUUGUCACCAUUCCUUCGUUCGAGCACUUGAUGGAUGACCUUCCCGACGGCGUCGCGCUUCCUCUGCGAUACGCGCGUACGAUUUGCACCCAUGCACCGGGAGACCUGUGGGAUGCUGCCACGUGCCACGUGAUUCAACGCCCAGAUUGGGUUGGUCUCGGCCGUCAUGACGGCGCUAUUCGGUCCGCCGCGCCACCUCGUCCGUUGAUGGCGGACGACGACGGAUUCGAUGAUGUUCUCCACUGGCACGCGCCGCUUUUCCCAAAGGACCACCGCUUGAAAGAAGUCGCGCGUUUGCUCCGAUCGAACAAAAUCAUGUACUUAAAAAUCCCGAAAGAUCCGACCAUGUCCGACGCCGAUGUGAUCAACAUGCAGCAAGCCAGACUGCUCCUCCUUUGCAAACGGUCCAUGGCGUUACCCGUGGCCAGAGGGAUGGUCACGUUUGGAAGCCUCGCUUUGCACCACGCAUCGACUUCGUUGACGUCGCCGCUCGGCACGCCGCCGAUGCCAUUGGCAGCGCGAAUUGCCGAAUCCAAUGCGAAGAUUCACUUGGAUUCAUCCACGUACAAAGAACUCAUGCUGUGGCCGCAAUUCCACAACGGCGUCGCGACAGCGCUCCGACUGCCCUCGGCACGACACGCCACCACGACCGUGACUGCGCAGUGGAUCUUCUCGCACAAGCCGAAACAGGCAGGAACGGAAAACCUCGAAUUGACCUCGGCCCACGCUGGAUUUCUUCUCGGGCUGGGGCUCCUGGGACACUUGAACCAGUUGAGUCAAAGCGCCAUCUUCCAGUACUUGUCUGUGGACCACGAACUCACGUCAGUGGGGCUGCUGCUUGGUCUGGCGGCCACGACGGUGGUGGCACGACCGAAAGAUUUGAACUUGGAACGAUCGGCGACACGAAUUCUGUCGCUGCACAUUCCGUCGAUGCUCCCUCCAACGUACUCGCACGUAAAUAUUACGCCUUCCGUGCAAACUGCGGCGUUGAUUGGGCUCGGGUUGGUGUACCAAAGCACGGGCAAUCGCAACAUGACCGAAAUGAUGCUGUCGGAAAUUGUGUCGGCGCCAGUCGUGAUGUCGUCGACGUCGUCCCAGCCCACGGUCGAUUUGAGUCAAAAGGAAGGGUAUGCGCUGGCGGCAGGGAUGGCGGUGGGACUGAUUGCGCUGGGUCGACGGAGCGACCCUGGUUUGGCGGAUUUGAAUGUGGAGGCGAAAUUGGUCAAAUAUAUGGUCGGCGGGUCCCACAAGACUCGGCAGGUGCCGGGCAACUGCAUCUUGCGCACUCGCGCCAAGUCUGCGACGCACGAAUACGUCGACAUGGACGUGACAGCGGCUGGCAGUGCAUUGGCGUUAGCCUUCAUGUACCUCCAGAGCAACAACGACCGCGUUCGCAAGCAGCUCGAGAUUCCAAAUACUGUCGUCCUGCUCGAGGCAUUGCGACCCGAUCUGUUGUUUGUGCGGGUGGUAUCGUCCAACUUAGUGGCGUGGGAUGCAAUUCAACCCUCACUGCCUUGGAUCGAAGCCCACCAACCAACGAGUUUACAACGAUCCGACGUCGAUGCCCCAACGGCACAGGAAGCGUAUGCCAACAUUUUGGCUGGCGCUUGUUUUAGCAUUGGGCUGAAAUAUGCAGGAUCGCAUGACCCGGAUGCCAAGGCAUUGUUGCUGCGGUGCAUCUCCGACUAUUGCGAGUGGCGCUCCAAGGCAAAAGCUGUGAGCCGAGUCACGUGCGAGCGUUGUUUGGGCGUCCUUGCUCAAUCCGUGGGGCUUGUUAUGGCAGGAAGUGGCGACUUGGCCACUCUACAAGCGCUUCGAGUUGUAUUAUUGCGACAGAAAGCGGACGCGAUGGCCGACGUCACGUACGGCAACCACAUGUCUGUGAGUAGUGCUCUGGGCCUGUUGUUUUUGGGCGGCGGUCGGUGCUCGUUAAAGACGACUCCAUUCGGCAUCGCCAUGCUUGUCAUUGCGCUCUAUCCCAUGUAUCCGUGCAAAACGUCCGACCAAAAGUACCAUUUGCAAGCGCUGCGGCACUUGUACGUGCUCGCAAUCGACUCGCACCGAUUUGUCGAGACCAUCAACGCCGAUACGGGCUUGCUCUGCCCUGUGGACGUAGCGAUCUCCAAGAAAGGAACCGUGUCAGAGGUUGUGAUUCGAACCCCCCACUUGCUCCCUGCAUUUGACAAGCUCGCUAUCACGUCAACCCGCCACUUUCCCAUCACAGUCGACGCGACCAAAAACGAGAACGGCACUGCCAAUGCUUGCCGCCUGCGCACCCUCGACGAGCACCGGCGCAUCUACGUAAAGUGUAAACGGGGCAAGUUGGACAGCCCCCAGCUCACGCUCCUGCAGCAGUUUCACCGGUGGUUUGUUUCGCCCGAGACACCUCACUGCACCAUGCACGCGUUUUGCAAGCGGGUGUGGCUCGAAUGCCAAAUGCAGCACAAACCCCACGUGUUGUCGGUGUACUUGAACGCAAAGCAUACGGAAGCGGCCGUCCUCGACGGCUCCUUGACGCACUCUUUGAACGUCGCGACGCUACAGCUCAUGCACUUGCACAUGGAGCUGGAAGCGCAUGUUUUCCAGUACGAAGAACAUACUGCGGCCGUCGCAGAUGUGGAAGGGAUCACGAUGGCCCAGCUCGUCAACGAAGACUUCAUCCUGGGAUACACGAAUGCGCUCUUGCGGUACUUUACUAGCCUUGGCGGUGACGAUCAGUCUUCGCUCGCGCAUUGCGCGCAUCGGCGCUUCUCUGGGGAUCCAGGUUUAGCCGACUUGGAGUAGAUGGACGUCGCCAGUGUGUUAGCAGUUUAACUUGCUUUGUUUGGUGCUUGCUUUGACAUUGCAUGGAGACGUGGAAAGAGAUCGCUUUCGUGUUCUUUGAUAUGAAACCAGCAUCGACAUGGGCUGCUUGACGAUGCUGAGCUGUGU
Molecule: messenger RNA, 4915 nt
Organism: Aphanomyces invadans
Lineage: Eukaryota; Oomycota; Saprolegniomycetes; Saprolegniales; Verrucalvaceae
Exons: 6
Biological process (GO): anaphase-promoting complex-dependent catabolic process; metaphase/anaphase transition of mitotic cell cycle; protein K11-linked ubiquitination
Cellular component (GO): anaphase-promoting complex
Molecular function (GO): molecular adaptor activity
Source: RefSeq, a predicted model, not a curated record